GCCUCUCUCCACCGAUCCCUUCACCCCCACCGGCGGCGCGCAGCUCGACGACCCGAGCGAUCCUGCGGCGGAGGCGGCAGCCAUGGUGCACGUCAACUUCUACCGCAACUAUGGUAAGACCUUCAAGAAGCCAAGGCGUCCGUAUGAGAAGGAGCGUCUUGACGCUGAGCUGAAGCUGGUUGGGGAGUACGGUCUGCGGGCCAAGCGUGAGCUCUGGCGCGUGCAGUAUGCUCUGAGCCGCAUCCGGAAUGCUGCCAGGGAGCUGCUCACCCUGGAUGAGAAGAGCCCCCGCCGCAUCUUUGAGGGUGCAGCGCUGCUCCGCCGCAUGAACCGCUAUGGUCUUCUCAGUGAGGACCAAAACAAGCUUGAUUACGUGCUUGCCCUCACUGUUGAGAACUUCCUCCAGCGCCGUCUCCAGACCAUCGUGUUCAAGAAUGGCAUGGCCAAGUCAAUCCACCAUGCUCGUGUCCUUAUCCGGCAGCGCCACAUCAGGGUUGGAAAGCAGCUCGUCAACAUUCCUUCUUUCAUGGUGAGGGUUGACACAGAGAAGCACGUCGACUUCUCACUCACCAGCCCCCUGGGUGGUGGCCCUGCUGGAAGAGUGAAGCGGAAGAACCAGAAGAAGGCCUCAGGAGGUGGUGGUGACGAGGGCGAGGAGGAGGAAGACUAAAUGCUUGGCCUCGCCCCUCGUAACUUUUGCUGCAGAAAUGAUUCGAACUUUGGCUCGAGCUUAGAAACUAAGUGGUGCAGAGCUUUCGUUUCUUUUACUCAGAAUCUUGCUUUUGCUGUCAGUUCUAGAACUAAACUUGUGGGUGUCGGUUUUGCUUUGUUAGUAACUACCGGCUGAACUCAGUGCCGCUGCUUCAUUUUUGGUGACCUAAACGUAUCUUCUGCA
Hordeum vulgare subsp. vulgare (domesticated barley) is the source of this 895-nucleotide messenger RNA. RefSeq names its product 40S ribosomal protein S9-2. Gene Ontology annotation, biological process: positive regulation of translational fidelity; translation. The record is from RefSeq and is a predicted model, not a curated record. Gene Ontology annotation, molecular function: rRNA binding; structural constituent of ribosome. Gene Ontology annotation, cellular component: cytosolic small ribosomal subunit. NCBI's taxonomy places the organism in Eukaryota, Viridiplantae, Streptophyta, Magnoliopsida, Poales, Poaceae. The coding region runs from base 83 to 670 and encodes 195 amino acids. The transcript is spliced from 3 exons.